Messenger RNA from Ustilaginoidea virens, 954 nucleotides. RefSeq lists its product as uncharacterized. Lineage: Eukaryota; Fungi; Ascomycota; Sordariomycetes; Hypocreales; Clavicipitaceae. The transcript has 4 exons. The coding region runs from base 1 to 954 and encodes 317 amino acids. The record is from RefSeq and is a predicted model, not a curated record.
AUGGUCCUGGAGAGAAUCUACGUUGUGCGGCAUGGGUUCCGCUCCAGCUGGACGGUCAAUCCCCAGACCGGCACGUAUUCUGGCAUCCCAUCGCCAACAGGCAUUCCGGGCGACCCAGCGCUCACCUCGUACGGCAUAGACCAGUCCAAGCAACUGGCCCGCCAUCUCAUGACGCUGGAUCCAAAGGUGGACAAGGUGUAUUCCAGCCCGUUUUACAGAUGCCUGCAGACAAUGGCACCGUUUAUGGAGCUCCAGAAACAGCUGCAGCUUCAGCAGGCAGAGGACAACCCGGGGCACGACACAAGGACCUUGACGGGUGCCCCGGGGGGGCCUGGAUGGGGAGCUGCGUCCGCCGUAACGACGGUACUUCCUGAACAUGGAAUUCGCGAGUGGUUCGGCUCUGCUCCAUUCCGUCAUCCGGAACCAGCCGGGCCCGAGGUCCUCAAGCGCCUGUUUCCGAGCUACGACGACAGCUACGUGUCGACAGUGAAGCCGUCCGCACGAGGGGAGAGUCUGGAGCAGUUGCAAGACAGAGUCACCAGGGCCUUGAGGGGCAUCAUCGAGCAGUGUGAUGCCGAUGGGACUCGAACCAUUGUUCUAUGCAGCCACGCAGCUGUCAUUAUCCUGAUGGGACGCAUUCUGACGGGUCAGGUCCCCGCCAGCGUGGAUGUUGACGACUUCCACGCCUACACGUGCGGAGUGAGCCUCUACAGCCGUCGCAAGGCCAGCAGUGCCACUGGAGGAAGAAUUACGGACGACAGCCGCCAUGGCCGCGAUUCGGCGUCAUCAAAUCCAGACGACAAAGCCGACGUCACGGGCAAUUGGGACUGUGAUUUGAACAGCGACUGUAGCUUCUUGAGCGGAGGUCAAGAACGAGGGUGGAGAUUUUCGGGAGAUGAAUCAUUUCCCGACACAGGUUCUCUCUCCCAAACCGUACCGGAUUCGAGACUUUGA